CUAAACGUUCCUGCCAUAUUUAUGAAAGUAUCAUUAGACGAAGGUCCUGGACCGCAAAUAAGUAUCAGAAUCCAGAUCUGAGUAAAUUACAUCAUGUAGUUUCGCAUUUGAUUCGAUCCUGUGACGUUUCAAGUAGGUGCCAGAGCUCCAACAGUGCCGUUCCAGUGAAACCAAAUAUUUACAUUGAUCCGCAUAUAACUUAUGACAUGUUGAUGCCUAUUUCUCCGGAGUGUAACGAAUACCUCUUCAAUAAAGUAAGUUACGUCAAGCGAUUAAUUGAGGAUACAAAUAUAGGUGAAGAAGGAGUGAAAUUGCUACAGUAUUGUAGUUGGGAAAAUCCUCAUUUUUCUCGAUCAUUACUUACGGAACUACUGUGGCAUUGUGGAUACGCUUACUGGCAUGAUAUGAAACACCAUACUGAACUGCUGUUACAAUUGCUGCUGAUAGAAGACUCUUGGCAGAACCAUAGGAUACACAACGCUAUUCUUGGCAUUUCAGAUGACAGGGAAGGUUUAUUAGACAUCAUCCAGAGGAACAAAAUUAAUUACCAGAAACGCGCUUAUCAAUGCAUAAAGUGCUUGGUAACCCUGUUCAAUCGAAGUCGUGUAGCUUUAAACAUGUUACAUAAUACGGUACAACUAGCCCGUCAAUGGACACAUGCAGUCGAGUGGCUGCAAGACGAGUUGGACAGACACCGAGUAUCUGGUGGACAAUAUAACUACAAUUCGUGGUCACCUCCUGCACAAAGCAACGACAAUACGAAUAGUUUUGUGUUAGAACGAUCACAGUCUGCCAAAAACUUGUUACAAAUGGCAUUUCAACUUUGUCCAGAAGAUCAGGAUCAGGAGGAACCACAUGAACAUGAGAUUGAGAAUAAUAUUGACAAUCAUCCAGCGGCACCAGCAACCACAGCCAUAACUGAAACAACGAAACAUGCUUGUCUACAGAAGCAGCAACAAUUGCUGUUUUCUUCAUGCGAGGAAAACUUAAAUUCUAGUCCGUCUUCUAUUUCUAACGUCAGUAAGCUAAUGUCUAAAGUAAAUAUUCACACAGAUGUUGGAUAUGAAUCAUCGACAACAUCUCCAGAGCUCAAAACGCCGGCUCAAAAUGUGAUUUUCAAUAGGAAGAAGGAAAAAAAGCGAGAAAACGUAAGAGAGUAAGUAGUCAGAAAGGAUUAGGCUAUUUGGAAACAGCCAAUUUAUACUGGACGGAACUGGUAAAUUGGAUAAGAAUUGUAAAAGGUGUGUGCUUGCAUGAUUUACUUAUUUGAGAAUUACCCAAAAGCCACAUGAGAACCUCAUUUCCUUCAAUUACUACUCCACUGCAACACACACCUAAUAAUGAUCACUAACAUUCAUAUAGUUUCAGCAUUAUCGACAUUUAUAAUCAAAAGGUGAGUUGUAAAGUAUAAUUACCAUGCAUAGAUAUAAGUUAAUGUACCAGAACCUGGACGGACACGAGCCUACCCAGGGGAGGACCCGGAUACGACCACCCAUGUGUGUCUAGAGUAUCGCACGAGCUGACGAGUGCAACGGGAAGGACAGUAGGUGUAUAGACUAGGGGGUUAGUCCCUAGAUAAGCCAACUUAGCGGUUGGCACAGCCUAUACACUGAACAAUUACAAUUACAAUUACAAUCACGCUACGGCAUGACUCACAAAUGCUCAUCGUUUCAUCAAUUUUGUGGUUAUAUCCCAUAGAAUGUAUUUUUUACCAUCGUUGACGAUAUGGCCCGUAACUUAUUUCGGUUGCAUCUCGGAUUAUUUAUAUUUGCACAACAUUUCAAUCUUUUGAGCCUUUUUUUAUUUUUUUUUAACUCUUUAUUUGUUCCAAAUUCAAAAUAAAUUACAUUUCAUUUUAACCUAGGUGCUCCAGUUACUACAGUAACUUACCAGCCUUAAUUGUUAUGAUAUAUAUCUAAGUGUUUUUACAUUGUUCCUGCCUUGACAAUUCAGUAUUUUAAACAGGUUUUUUUUAAACCUGCAUGUCAGUAUAACAAUUGAAAUCUUAAAACUAAAAACUAAAAAUAAAUCUUAUCUAAGUAUAAAGGGAAUUAAUCGUUGCAAUUGAGGAUUGCAACGAUUUUUGCCUGAAAAUAUUAAUUAUUUUGUUGGACAUUUGUUCUAAAGUCUCAACAUUCGAAAUUCUAUGUACUUCGGUAGUACUGUACCAGGAAGGCAACUUCAAAAUCAUCUUCAGAACUUUGUUCUGAAUCCUUUGAAGUGCUUUUGUUUCCUGGUAGUGCAACAACUAGACCAUAUUGGCACAGCGUUAAGCAUGGCUGGUCUAAAAACUUGUUUAAGUAAAGUUUGGAUUUUCUGUUUAUAAGAGGAUACAAAUAUUUUAUAUAUUUGUUACAUUUGGCUUGAAUGCCCUCAAUGUGAUCUUUAAAAGUAAGUUAAUUUUUGGUCAAGUAUUAAUCCAAGAUAUUUCACUUGGUUUGACCAGGAAAUUGGAACACCGUUCAUAGUGACUAUGUGACUACUACUAGGUUUCAAAAAGGAAGCACUAGGCUUAUGUAGAAAUAUUAUAAGUUGAGUUGGGGGCGACCUCGGCGUAGUGGUUAACAUCCAUACCUCUCACGCCAAAGUCACGAGUUCAAAUCUCACCCCCGGACAAGUCACGAAUGACCCAAGAGUGUUAA
Molecule: messenger RNA, 2642 nt
Organism: Ochlerotatus camptorhynchus
Lineage: Eukaryota; Metazoa; Arthropoda; Insecta; Diptera; Culicidae
Product: probable ubiquitin carboxyl-terminal hydrolase FAF
Exons: 5
Source: RefSeq, a predicted model, not a curated record